Messenger RNA from Megachile rotundata (alfalfa leafcutting bee), 1086 nucleotides. RefSeq names its product histone H3.3A. Lineage: Eukaryota; Metazoa; Arthropoda; Insecta; Hymenoptera; Megachilidae. Gene Ontology annotation, cellular component: nucleosome. The record is from RefSeq and is a predicted model, not a curated record. Gene Ontology annotation, molecular function: DNA binding; protein heterodimerization activity; structural constituent of chromatin.
GAUCAAACUGCGUUUCUGAAAAAAACAACAGUUGAACGCCAUCGAACGAAACAGCUUGUGUGUCGGUCUUGUUGUAAACGUUUGAAUAUCAGACAUGGCACGUACUAAGCAGACUGCUCGUAAAUCAACUGGAGGUAAAGCUCCCAGGAAACAACUUGCAACCAAGGCAGCUCGUAAAAGUGCACCUUCUACUGGUGGUGUAAAAAAGCCGCAUCGUUACAGGCCCGGUACCGUAGCGCUCAGAGAAAUCAGAAGAUACCAAAAAUCGACUGAGUUACUUAUCAGAAAAUUACCAUUCCAACGUUUGGUUCGUGAAAUUGCACAGGAUUUCAAGACAGACUUACGUUUCCAAAGUGCUGCGAUUGGAGCAUUGCAGGAAGCUUCUGAAGCUUACUUGGUUGGACUGUUCGAAGAUACAAACUUGUGUGCAAUUCAUGCUAAACGCGUUACAAUAAUGCCUAAAGAUAUUCAGUUAGCGAGAAGAAUUCGUGGUGAACGUGCUUAAACAGUUUAUAUUUCUUUAAAUUGUUUCUCUAUUCAAGUUCAUUUUGUCAUCACAUUUUUAAAUGUCUUCAUGAAUAAUUAAAUUCGUCAUGUUUGAGUUUUUUCCAUGAGUCAUUAUUAUAGUUGACACUGCCAGGCUUUAGAGCUAUAAGAUGCAGGAGAUAAAGUAUAUGUAUUAAUCAUAUCUAGUAGCUUAGUUGAAUUACAGUUAUCACUUGAUGGUAGGAAAAUAUACAGAAAGCACCAAGCAGAGUAUGUAGAUCAUAACAAAUAGUGAAUGUCACUGUGCAUAAUUAUUUUAAUAUUAUAUACUGCACUAAGUAAACUUAACAAUGCAUAAGCAAUACUACAAUGUAGAUUUAAUAUUUUGCAAAAAAGCCAGUUACAUACCAUUGACUCUACUUCAUAAUUCAACUUUUAAAUACAAUUUUCUACGCAUCAAACUUAGGAUAGAUUAAUUUUAAAAUAUACUGUAAAAUGACCUUUACAUGCAAUUACAUAUAGGUAAUAUUGUAGUACUGUAUGAAGAAAAUCUGUAGAAAAUUAAAGUAUUACUGAAUUAUCUACUAGGAAAGCCAUAAA